CCUCCUGGGCCCGGCCGUCGUCGGGCCUUAUUGGCUGCUGGUUGGACCAGCCGGGUCCACUAGCCCUGGGCUGGGAGGCUGCUGCACCCAGUUCACACUUCAGCGCCCGUGGCAGGCAGGGCAGGGGGGGCCGCGGUCCUUGACCAGCUGGGGUCUGCUCCCAAGCCCACUCGGCUCCGUCCAGAUCGGCUCGCACCCUGUCCCGGCCCAGCAGGUGCCCCGCAGCCCACUCUGCCAACAUGUCCAAGGUAGCCAAGUACCGCCGGCAGGUAAGCGAGGACCCCGAUAUCGACAGCCUGCUGUCCACCCUGUCUCCCGAGGAGAUGGAAGAGCUGGAGAAGGAGCUGGACGUGGCGGAUCCCGACGGGAGCGUCCCCUUGGGGCUGAGGCAGAGAAACCAGACGGAGAAGCCGUCCACGGGCACGUACAACCGGGAGGCCAUGCUCAACUUCUGUGAAAAGGAGACCAAGAAACUGAUCCAGAGGGAGAUGUCCGUGGAUGAGGGCAAGCAAGGCGAGACCAAGGCAGACGCCAAAAACGGAGAGGAGAGGUGCAGAGAUGCCAGCAAGAAGCCCCUGGGCCCCCGACGGGACUCAGACCUGGGGAAGGAGCCAAGAAAGGGCGUCUUGAAGAAAAGCUUCUCGAGAGACAAGGAGGAAGCCGACGGCAAAAGUACAGAGAGGCCCAAGGAGGAGAAACUCAUCAGGGGCCUCGAGAAGGGCCGGGUCAGGGCCGCCGUGGACAGGAAGGAGGCCGGGAAGGAAGGGCGGGCACAGGAGGGGACAGCCGCCCCCAGGAAGGACGAGGAGAGGCAGGGGCGUGACAGGAGCCCCGGUGCAAGCAGGGACAGAGGCAGGAAAGGAGAGGAGAAGAAGGAGGCCAGCAGGAGAGAGGAGGUGGCGAAGGUGAAGGGGCGUGGGAAGGAUGCGGACGCCCGGACCGAGGGCCAGGAGGUGGCGAGAGGGACAGACGCCCGGACAGAGCGCCAGGAGGUGAAGAGACGGAGUGGGGACACGGGUGCCAGGACGGAGGAGGAGAAGGCCAAAAAGGAGGAGCCCCCGCAUGCAAAGGCACCCCGAGAGGAGAGCAAGACCCCAGCGCUGGAGCCCCCAGCCCCCGGGGCACCCCCCAAGCCGGCCGACGUGCCUGCCCAGGCCGGGGAGGAGGCGGCCCCCAGCAUCUUUGACGAGCCCCUGGAGCGGGUGAGGAACAACGACCCGGAGGUGACCGAGGUCAAUGUCAACAACUCAGACUGCAUCACCACCGAAAUCCUGGUGCGCUUCGCCGAGGCGCUAGAGUUCAACACCGCCGUCAAGGUCUUCGCCUUGGCCAACACGCGGGCCGACGACCACGUGGCCUUCGCCAUCGCCAUCAUGCUCAAGGCCAACAAGACCAUCACCAGCCUGAACCUGGACUCCAACCACAUCACGGGCAAGGGCAUCCUGGCCAUCUUCCGGGCGCUCCUCCAGAACAGCUCGCUGACCGAGCUCCGCUUCCACAACCAGCGCCACAUCUGCGGCGGCAAGACGGAGAUGGAGAUGGCCAAGCUGCUCAAGGAGAAUACCACGCUGCUCAAGCUGGGCUACCACUUUGAGCUGGCUGGGCCCCGCAUGACCGUCACCAACCUGCUCAGCCGCAACAUGGACCGGCAGCGGCAGAAGCGGCUGCAGGAGCAGCGGCAGGCGCAGGAAGCCCGCGGGGAGAAGGCGCUGCUGCAGGUGCCCAAGGCCGGGGCCCCUGCCAAAGGCUCCCCGAAACCCUCCCCGCAGCCAUCCCCCAAGGCCGCCCCCAAGAACUCUCCAGGGAAAGGGGGUGCCCCGGCUGCGCCCCCCCCACCCCCACCGCCCCUGGCCCCCCCACUCAUCAUGGAGAACCUGAAGAACUCGCUCUCACCAGCCACCCAGCGGAAGAUGGGCGACAGGCUUCUCCCUGCCCAGGAGAAGAACUCCCGGGACCAGCUGCUGGCCGCCAUCCGCUCCAGCAACCUCAAGCAGCUCAAGAAGGUGCAGGUGCCCAAGCUACUUCAGUAGGAUCCCACCGCAGGCGCCGACCGCCCCCGCCACGCCCGCCCAGGCCCCGCCUCCCAGGGCCGCACAGACCCCGCCCACCGCGCCGGCUGACCUGCUCUGCCUGGGAGAGCUGGAGGCCUGGGCCAGCUCUGCGAAGGAUGCUCUCCUCGCUUUCUUUUUCUUGUCUCUGAGGCUCUCCCCAAAUGUCUUUUAAGCCUGGAGCUGAGGUUUCUGGACAAGAAGAGUCCUUUUAGCACGUGACCGAGAAGAUGGCCCGCCUGGGGCCUAUGUGGCUGGCUGGCAAGCUGCCAAAGGCCUGGGAUUCGGGAAAGGUGUCCCCCAGGGACCAUGUGACCCGCCUGGCCCCACUGCCCUCCAGGGCAGGGAUUCAGCCUUCUGAGGAGCCCAUGGGGCAAGGCUGCUGGGCUGGUGGCUCUCUGCGAGGGGCAGGGGCCCUAGGGGAGAGGAAAGAGGGGCUGAGGAUACCCCCAGGCCUCUCUGGGCUAAUGAGAGGCCAUGGCAGGGGCACCGGGCCUGGUGGGGAGUGGGCUCCAGAUGGGAGGAGAGGAUAGACAGCGGCUGGACCUGAAGGUUUGAGGCCAAAGCAGACAUUUCCUCACAUCCACCUGCUGUUGUAUAAAUGGCUGUGUAUCUGUUUUUCCAUGAGAUUUUGAUAAUAUAUACAAGCCUUUAGCUGUGA
Messenger RNA from Phacochoerus africanus (Common warthog), 2709 nucleotides. RefSeq names its product leiomodin 1 (gene LMOD1). The record is from RefSeq and is a predicted model, not a curated record. Gene Ontology annotation, biological process: muscle contraction; pointed-end actin filament capping; myofibril assembly. NCBI's taxonomy places the organism in Eukaryota, Metazoa, Chordata, Mammalia, Artiodactyla, Suidae. Gene Ontology annotation, cellular component: striated muscle thin filament; myofibril. Gene Ontology annotation, molecular function: tropomyosin binding; actin binding. The coding region runs from base 240 to 2030 and encodes 596 amino acids. The transcript has 3 exons.